Molecule: messenger RNA, 2423 nt
Organism: Dromiciops gliroides (monito del monte)
Lineage: Eukaryota; Metazoa; Chordata; Mammalia; Microbiotheria; Microbiotheriidae
Gene: RASSF7
Product: Ras association domain family member 7
Exons: 4
Coding region: 837-1883 (348 amino acids)
Biological process (GO): signal transduction
Source: RefSeq, a predicted model, not a curated record
GUUGGCCGUCUGAGGGUCGCCAUCUCCCGGACCCUCGGGGUCUCACAACAGUCACUCUAAGGCUGGGCCCGGCCAUCCCUCUCCCCAGGGCCCUCCCCACGCCGCCCCUUCCAAGUCCCGCCUCGUUGCCCCUCCUCAUCCUCAUCCUCACCAGCCACCCGCCAACCAAGGGCCGCGUCUGAGGAGCUCCCCCUGCCGGCCCCGUAGGCCCCUGCACUCGCGUGUAGCUUCGGGCAGGGCCCUGGCUACUCGCAGGGAACCCACACCACGUGGGCAUCAAUUAGUACCUAGAAAUACCACUGGACACAAAUGGGCCUGAAGCCGCGCGUGCGCAGACUGAAAGCGGUGGCCGCGCCUCAGGCCCCGCCUCCCGCUGCUGCCGGAACUCACCCACCUCAUCUCAGCUCCCCCGCAAAAGCCGGGAGCCGGACCUAAGCCAAUGGGAGUGCGGGAAAAGGGGGGCGGGGCGGCUAUCCAGGGCCAAUGGACGGAGAGGUGAGGCCUACGGCUCCGAGCAGGUACCCGGAAAUCAGGUUCCUCUGGAUAAAUGAUGGGGUCAGAGGUCACAUAGAGGGCAAAGGUCAGCAAUGGCACGCUGGACAUCACGAAAACCAUUCCCGUCUCCGUGGGCAAGGUGAUCCAGACGUCUGUACUGGGAGACGACUUUGACCGCUGACCCCGAGGCGAAACGAACCAGACCCCCUAGAGUUUGGAGACGGCCGGACCACGUGACCACAUCAAGCCCCGCCCCCCAUACCUGCAAGCCCGAAAGUGACCAAUGGGCGGGGGGCGGGGCGACAGCCAGGUCAGGUGUGGGAUGCCCCGGCCCUGCCCCUAUGGAGCUGAAGGUGUGGGUGGAUGGAGUCCAACGCGUGGUCUGCGGCGUCUCAGAGCGGACCACCUGCGAAGAAGUGGUCAUCGCCCUAGCCCAAGCCCUAGGGCAGACUGGCCGCUAUGUGCUCAUCCAACGGCUCCGGGACAAGGAGAGGCAGAUGUUGCCCCAGGAGUGCCCGGUGGGGGCUCAGGCCACAUGUGGACAGUUUGCUCACGACGUCCACUUUGUCCUACGGCGGACAGGGCCCAGCCUAGCCGAACGGCCUGCCUCGGACCCCUGUCUUCCCCCAGAACGGGCCAGCCUUCCCCACAGGCCCCGGCCCCCUGCCCCCUGUGAGCCCCAUAGGGGGUGGCCCUCCCCCGCUCCAGGAAGGAGCUCCGUCCCAGCAAAGGAGAAUGUAGGAGGGGAGCUGUGGGGCCUGGAGUGCCUGGUCCAGAGCAAUGAGGCCGAGCUGGGUCAGGAGGGCUUCUGGGAAGAGGAGCUCCGGCGGGAAUUGGACCAGGAAUUGGAGCGCCAGGGCCACAUGCGGGAGUUGCAGGCCGCCACCGAGGACUGCGCCCGCCGCCUUCGGGAGCUGGAUGCUCAGGCCCGAGCCCUGGAGGAGGAGAUCCGCUGGAGGCAACAGCAACAGGAGGUGCCUGGCCCCCAGAGACCACAGGAUGAGAUGGUGGCUGCUCGGCUCCAGUGGGACCUGAAGACCCAGGCCCUGCAGAGUGAGAAGCUGGAGAGCAGCCUGGCCAUGGUGGGCCGGGCCCUGGCGGAGGCUGAGCAGAGCCUGCAGGCCCAGGCCCAAGAGGUGGAGGAGCUGAACCGAGAGCUCAGACAGUGUAACCUGCAGCAAUUCAUCCAGCAGGCUGGGCCUGUGCUGGCCCCUCGGCCCCAGGGCUCUGGCCCCAGCCAGGUGAGAGCCUUGGGAGCUGGGCACCAGGGGAACCCUAUGGGAAAUAACCCCUUUCCCAGGGCUCCCUUGACUACCCCCUGUUUGCUGCAGGAUCCUCUGGCCUCACCAACAAACCCAUCCCAAGCCUUCCCGAGAUGUCCAGCCUGAGCCCCAAAGCUCACGUAAGUCCGCUGCCCCUGUCCCUCCAGGAAGAGGACACAGAGCAGAGUCCCUGUGUGCCCACCUGUCUGGCACCUUCCUCUGCGCCUCGGGCAGAGCCGUGGCUGGCUGCUCACUUGGCCUCCUCGGCUCUCACAGUCAUCUCUCUCUCAGAAGUUGCUCACCCGAACACCGAGGCCGUGCCGAAGAUGGUCACUGGCUGGCCGGGGGACCCGCAUCCCAGCCAUUCAUGCUAUACUGGACAGAGAUGCGUGAAAGAACACUGGCAAAGACGACUUGGGCUCGCAGGGGAGGUUUGGAGCCACUCCGCCAGAGACCCACGGACAGAGGCUGCUGGCCCCACAGGCCGGCCCAGGCUUCUCUGGCUGGAUCCCUAUAGUGUGGCCAGUCAACUCCUAGCAGGAGUGGGUGAGGGCUGUCUCCUUGCUUGGGGGAAUUGAGAAGCAUCCCCCACUUCUCACUGUGUGAAUCCCCUAGAAUAAACGCACCAAAAGGAAGCUGAAUCUCUGCCCUUUGCUGUGGCCUCAG